GUUAGUACCGGGGGUUCAGGAGAAGUCCAACUGACCACUAAGAGCCUCCGAGAGGGAGCUCUACGGGAGGUUGAAGUGAUCCAACCAAGGCAGAGAUGAUGGAGAGGCAGGAGAGCCAGUCCCCUCCCACAACCCUGGAAGGGGGAAAGACGACCCCCCAGGUGGAGGUCAUCAGUGAGAUGACCCUGGCAGACGUGGCGCCCACGGAGGAGGCCGUGGAGAGAGCUGCCGCCCUGCCGGAGGAUGAGGGGGACGAUGAGGUGUUCUACGAGGACGAGGAUGGGGGAGGAGGGCCCCCUGGACCCCCCUGCUCUUUAGAGGAGUCUCAGCCCCCCCAGUAUGCUGACACAGCGUUGGAGCUGGAGCGUCCAGACAUCCACACCUGGGCAGACCAUCCCGGCAGACGUGAUACUACAGGAUCUGCAGCAGCCAUGCUGGCUUCAGAGGAGCGUGGGCCAGGGGCCCUGGGAUGGUCCCUGGCAGAGCUCCAAACACAACCAGGGCCAGGGGAGUGGCGAGCACCAGGGAACCAGGAAGAUGAUAUGACAUCAGCCCGGCAAAAUCCUGCAGAGGAGGAAUCUGAGGAGCUGGAGGUAUUGGAGGACCAGACCGAGGACAACCAGCAGAACACAAGCUCCCAGGAUUCCCUGUCCUCCAUGAGCACUCAGUCACUGGGGAGGAAGUAUGGCCAGAAGAACUCCUUCAACCAUCACACCCACUCCAGAUACAACACAGUCUCCUACCGCAAGAUCAGAAGAGGCAACACACAGAAGAAGAUCAACGAGUUUGAGUCCAUGAUGAUGAACAUUUGACCCCAGUCAGACGAAAGGUGCAGAGUCUCUGCUCACUCUCCUGCUGCAGGGGUCGCAACCUGGACUGGAGGGACUGUGUUUAUGCUCAAGACCCACCGUAACCAACACCGGUGGCAGACACUGUGCUGUUUUAACUGUACUGAUGAGAUGUUCUGCUCGUACCGAAGCCAAAGUAAGAAUGUUAAGAAUCCUAAAUGUCACAUUGAGCAGGUGGAUUUGUCACUGCCAUAGAUUCUUGUACGUAUUGCAAUAGCUUAAUAGAUGGAAAAUAAUUACAAAUAACAGGUUGUAUUAUAGCUAGUAAUCUAUUCACAGUGUAGUGCUGUAUUUGUUAAAUUUGCUGGAAGCAUUUGAUUAUGCAAGGCAGGUAUUUUAUCAGCAGAUUAACUUUAAGAGGCUUGAGGGCCUGUAAUCCGACAAGCGAACAUUAUGACUAAGAUGUUGGCUGUUACCUGCCUAAGAGCUCUUGUAUAGAAUCUUGUGUGAAUGCACUGCAAGCAUGAAUCAUUACGAUAAGUCUUCCAUAAAAACCCUUUCGUGAUGUAUUGUACAGUCAAGCAAAUCAACAUGUGACAAUUUAUAAAUGACACCUUUAUGUGAUUAUCCAGAGACUACUCACAUGUCUAAUGAAACAAUAAAGUGAAGAAAAAUGCUUCAUCACAUAUUUGUAACAUUUACCAACAACUGUUUCAUAUUUUCAAAAAAAAAUGAAAGCCAGAGAGACUUGGGCUCACAGUAUUUAUAACAGCUUGUAGCUUUAGCUCUGUCUAGUGUCGAUAAGAAGAACUGCACACAAACACCUGCAGCCAAACUUUCAGAAACGAGCAGCAAUUCUCCAUGACUCACACUAAGGCACAAAAAGUCACCUGGCUUCAAAUGAGGCUAAAUAUUUUCCUUAAAGACAUCUAUGAUAUGUAUGUGAUGUUGGAAUAAGCUACACAGGUUAAUAAACAAUUUCAUGCAUUACAUUCCAAAAUAUACAUAAUGUUUCUUCAUAACAAUGAAAACACAAUAUUAUGACAUUAUUUACAGUAAACUGAGAGCAUUCAAUUGCAUUCACUUAAACUCUAACAUAGUGUUUCAUUAUU
Molecule: messenger RNA, 1900 nt
Organism: Osmerus eperlanus (European smelt)
Lineage: Eukaryota; Metazoa; Chordata; Actinopteri; Osmeriformes; Osmeridae
Product: ermin-like
Exons: 2
Coding region: 96-812 (238 amino acids)
Biological process (GO): actin filament organization; regulation of cell shape; regulation of cell projection organization
Cellular component (GO): filopodium; cell cortex; extracellular exosome
Molecular function (GO): actin filament binding
Source: RefSeq, a predicted model, not a curated record